Poecilia reticulata (guppy) is the source of this 4415-nucleotide messenger RNA. The record is from RefSeq and is a predicted model, not a curated record. Lineage: Eukaryota; Metazoa; Chordata; Actinopteri; Cyprinodontiformes; Poeciliidae.
UGUCAAACAACAUCCAAACUACUUUUAGCACCAGACAAUUCAAACAGCUCCAGCUACGUCUCAUUAUUCUACCACUGUGAAUGUUGCUCUGAUUGGUGAAAAUGGCUUCAUAGAGGGCGUCCACUGUCUGGAACAGGUGUCCACUGUCUGGAACAGGUGUCCACUGUCUGGAACAGGUGUCCACUAUCUGGAACAGGUGUCCACUAUCUGGAACAGGUGUCCAUUUUUGUAAACUUCUCUCGCCAUCCAACCCCAAAUGUAACCCCAAAUGUUCUCAAAUGGAUUUAGAUGAGGGGAACAAAAGAGAGGUGUUAUUUCUACGUUAAAAAUCCUUUGUCAGGCGGGCUUUGCCUGACAACACAACUUGAAGCUCCACUGUCCCAUUGCAGGAAAAAGUCCACUAGAUCAGGGUGGAGCUCGGAGCUCAUCAUCAUAUAGAAACAUUACAGACAAUGACUCCAAAUACAAAUUUUUGCUAAGAUCUGGGUUUUAAAUGCUCUUUUGACCAGCUGAACAGCCUAUUUCAGUUGGUUGCUUGCAAUAACUUGCUUCCCCUCCCCCCAACUUCUACGUAUUUAUUGGUUAGCAUUACACUCUACUGGCCUCAACAAAGAUGGCGACCUACAACCAUCUGAAGCUCAGCAGCUUUAUUAGAAAACAAUGCUGUUACUCCUGACUUUAUUAUUUUUUGUGAGGACGCUCAGACAGAAUGUGUGUUUUCAGUUAGCGGCUCUCAUGGACACAGGUGCUGAUUGACCCUCAUGGACGAAGCGGCCGCUGAAGCUGGCUUCCGAUUGCAGCUUCUUAAAAACAAUGUGGCCGACGUUGAGACCAUUUUUCAUCUGGUCUUAGCAUUUUGAUCAGAAGUGUAAUGUUCCAAAUAUCAAAACUUCACCUCCAAACUCAGAUCCAGUUCCUACUUUUGGAUAUAUUGUCUACUUGAGCUAAUGUGUGACUUUGGAUGAGGUGAGAAGAAAUUAAAGAGAAAUUUUAUUGUAGAGUUUGAGUAAUCUUCUACUUGUUUGCACACCUGUUUCAUUUUYAUCAACUCAUUUAUCAUGUGCAAGCUCAAAACUAUCAUCCUGAAAAGAAGUACUAAAAUUCCUUGCAGUAAAUUUUGGUAGCUAGUUCUAUUUUAGGAUUUACGGAUAGUUCCUUAGUAAAUCACAUCAGCGGAGUUAUAAUCGAUGAGCCUGUUUAAAAGUCAUAAAUAUGGUAAGAGCUUUAUUGGACAUGCUGCGUUUGUCUAAAAAAUUCUAACAGAAGCCAGGAAUUAUGCGCUUAAAAAUACAACAUURAAUACAGUUCCUGCACUGUAAUAAAUUUUGAAUAUUUUGUAUUUUACCAUUAUUUUUUAAAUAAACUCAGUUUUAUUUUUGAUUCUAUCCAUUCCACAUUUUGCCGUUUGUGUGGGGUUGUGUCAAUAUGUGCAUGGUUUUCACAGAAAUGUGAUGCUGUGACUAAAACGUCUUUAUUUCAGGUUUCCUCCGUCUGAGGAACGUUGCUCCAAACGUCUGCGUUCAGAUCCGACUAAGCCAAGUUGCCUUUUUUUUUUUUUCAGAGAAAGCAGCUCUUCUCCUGCUUUCCCCUCUAACAGGCCGUGGAUGUGCAGUAUUUUUCUGAACAUUUACUAAGGGAAGCACAGCAUGUUCAGCCUAACUGGAAACUCUUGUGUGUGUUGCAGCUUCUCUGACCAUUAGGUGAAGUUGCAGGGACAUCCGCUCCUGAUUUUGAAUCAUUUGGAAUAAUGUUUUUUUUUAACUCUAAAAUGAGCAACUUUUUUGUCUUAUAAAUCCUCCGAUGUUGAUAGGAAGCAGCAGCUCUCCUAACUUUGGCAUGAAACAAUUAAUUAGACUCAGAAAAAAGGGCAAUUUUCUGAAAGAAAAAAAAAAAAAAAACAGUCAGAGCCGUAAUGAGCCAAAGCUGUACAAAAAAUAUACAUUUUGCAAUUUAAGAUUAAAAACAUCUUUGUCUGUAAAUAUGUUAUAACCAAAACUCUGGUGUUUUAGCUUCCCUUGGUUCAGAUUCACUAAUUUACUAAUAAAGAAAUGCUAUGUUAUUGUAUUCUAGGCAAUAAAAUGUUUGAAUUGUCUGUUUAUUGCAUAUUUUAACAUAUUUGUUACUUUGUGUAAAAAAGACUUGACUGAUUAAACRAAAAAUAUACCCUGCAUUUUAUAUUUAUAUUUGUUAAAAGAGAUCAAAAAUAAAGUCUACUUCCCAAUCAUGGUGGUGUAUCUCAUAAAAACGCCCUUAAAAAUUAAAGUGUGUGGAAURAUCCAAKGAAUUGUACAAGUAUUGAUGGUCUAAAUGUUCCGGUUUGGUGUCACGGUGAGCAUGUAAUCAGCAAAAUAUAUUUUCUGAGUCAUCAGUGAAUUAAACAACAAUAAAAAAUAAAUCAGCCAGUCUUUCUUCUCUAYCUGAAUGAUUUGGUUUGCCAAAUAAGGAGCUGAGGUGUUUGCCCUGCGCCCUCGURGUUUAGACGGGGCUCCGAAGUGCUUUUUUUUUUCAAUCUCUGAAUUCCACUCGCUGCCCGUUUGGGCCCUGUAAUCGUUGCAUAAUGCAUAUUCUACAUGUCAGCCACACAUUGCUGGUGAAAUCCCUCAAUUUAUCACCCAUUGAGGAAUUCCUCCUGCACCAGGCCGUGUUCUAAUUAUAAAACUCUGAUUCUCCUCCUUUUUUCUCCUUUUUUUGCUGCUCGACCUUUUUGAUGUCCUUUCUUCUGACCCCUGGAUUUAGCAUGUAGACUGGGAUUAGAGACAAAAAGCAGACUUUACCACAGGUAAUUCCACAAUAACUCAGCGGGGCUUUUAGCAAACGUGUUUUUGUUUUCACGUUUCCUAUACUCGUAAUUUUUUGCAUUUUUGUCUCAAAGAUAUUUAAUUCAUGAGCGUAUCUGUCUGGCUUUGAACUGAUUCAUUCAUCGCUCAUAUUUAUUGUACCUUAACUGUCCAAAAUGUCUUUAAAAAAUAAUUAAAUAAUAAAACCAUCAACCUUUUGGRAACCCAUACCRUUAGUGGCCGGCUUCCUUUGGAAAAACACCUGUGGGGGAAACACUUUGUGAUUUACACCAACGAAUAAAAUCCCAACAGGACAAAUUCUGGGUCAAGCGCCCGCCUGCUCCUCCUUUCACUCCGCGUCAGUCUCAGGUGAGCGAGAAAGAGUUGACUGGCAAGUAACGGGUUAGUGUCUGGUCUCCCCCCUACACCUCCUCGUCUCAUCCGCCCCUCUUCUUCAUCCCGGAGUGAUAUAUAUUGGAGUUCGUGACUCGUCUUCAUCUAAGGCAUCACUUCUAGACGGACGCACGCAGACGUCUCCGGUUUGUUUCGAGGGAUUGAACUUGACGAAGACCAGACCCGUGACCAUGAAACCCUUUCUAAAGGUUCUYGUGAUUCUGUUCUGCAUCGGCAAGGUAGAAGGCCUCUGGCUGAGGUCUCUGAUUGGUAAGUAGGGACGUCGUGACCCAUCGAUUUAGGGAUAGCACAAAUAAGUUAAGGAAGCAUGCUGUUACAAGGUCGAUGAAUUUGUCUUUUCCAGGCCAAAAGCAGAAACCCGUGUCGCCUUCAGACGAGGACAGAAGAAGCGGAUUUUUAACAACAGAAGAAAUCCAAAGGGAAGGCUCCGGAGACGAGCCAGUCCCGGUCCGGAUGCGGCGCUCCGCUCCCGACUCCCAGUGUGGCCUCCACUCCGUCUUGCUGCAGGUGCGGGACCUGGGGCUGGGCUACGACUCAGACGAGACGGUCUUGUUCAAGUACUGCGGGGGGUCUUGCCCCCGCGCCCGCUCCAACUACGACCUCACGCUCAGCAACCUGCUGCUCAGCGGGCGGCUUCCGCAGCYGGCUCCCGGAGAGCCGUGGCACAGCGUGCCGUGCUGUAGGCCCACUCACUACGAGGACAUGGCCUUCCUCGACAACUCGCACCGCUGGCACAAGGUGGAGAAACUCUCCGCCGCCACUUGCAGCUGUGCAGAUUAAAAAUGGCCCGAAUCGAGGGGAAUAAAGAAGGGGCAGGUGGGAGAGAGCUGAAGAUAUGCGGAGAGGACAAUUUGACUUAUAAAAUAACUUUUUUUUUCCUCCGAAAAGAGCCUUCAUAAGCAGAUUCUAAUGUUUGACUCAGAUUUCUGUGUUUUAUCCAUAAUAGACAGGAGGGACACGAUUUAGAUAUCCAGGAAGCAUUGCUUUGUGAGUUCAUGUUAUUUUGAAUUAAGGCAAAAAAAUGGAACCAAUGCUUUAACUUGAAUUACAAAAUAAUUGUAAAUAAGCUAAUAUCUAUUUAUUAUUAAAAAAAAAAAACAUGGAAAUUUUUUUUUAGCUCUUUAGAAAUGUUUCCCAAUUUACAAACGAUGCUGAAUUAAGCUCCAAAAUUGUUCAGCUACAUAAAGUGUACAUAUGUGAAAACUAAAGAUAUUUAUUUAUUUA